CGUUCCAAUAACACCAGGAUGAGUCACUUUGUAAGAAGCUUGAUUUUGAUACAUAAAAUGGUGGAGAAACACCAGGAACACUACAAGAAAUAUGGCUAUUGGUAGCAGUUCACGGUAGCACGAAUUCUCAAACUGCUACCAAAAAUGGUGUAAUCCGAUACCCAUCUUUUUCAUAGCGUUAGUUCCUCGCUAGCGAUAAAUUUAAUCCAGGAAAAAAUUAACAAAAAAUACAGUAAAACAGAGUAAAGUGUUGUCGCGAUGCAAAAGACUUGGGUUUAGUUUUAACCUUUUCCGCCUCUCCUUCACUCUUCACAUAGAAACCAUCGAAGAAAAAAAAUGAUUGGGAAGCCCAAUCUCUCCGAUUUUUGAUCGAUCUUCGUGUCUGAACGGUGUUGUUUUCGCCAGCGCUUUUACAAUUUCGAGUUCACCGAAGAUUAGGAGGAGAGAAGUCAGGUUACAGAAUCACGAGAAGUCAGGUUUUAGGUUUUGAUUGUUCCUUUCUCGAGUGAAGCUAGUGGAGUUGAAAUCCGAAGGAUCUUAUUGAUCAGGUGAACUAAGAUGGGGAAUCGGAAGAACAAGCGUGUGAAGAAGCAAAGGACAGAUGUAGAAACGGAGGUUGCGGAAGAUCAAUUCCUCGAAGAUAUAACAAACAGAGAAGUCUCAGAUGAAAUGGAGGCAGAAGAACAUAAUCAAAUGAGGACAGAGGAGAAUGAAAUGGAGGAAGAAGCAGAGGACUUGGAGGAGAAUGAAAUGGAGGAAGAAGCAAAUGAUGAUGUGCAGACUCAGACUGACACAGCUACUACAUCACAGCGUAAAAGACGCCGAGGACCUACAAAGAUGAAACACAUUGCCAAGGAUCCAACUGAAAGGCAACAUGUCGACUUCACAGAUAUGGGGGAUCCAUGUGGUCCAGGUUCUGUACUGUUAUCCUCCUACUUGGGUCCCUUAGUUCGUGAACAUGUUCCGGUGAUCAUUGAUAACUGGAGACAAGUCAGUGAAGAAAUCAAGACUGUGCUCUGGAAAUCUAUUGAGAUGAGGUUUGACAUGGACGAAGACUUUAAAAAGGCUGCUGUGUUUAAGCAGAUGGGAUGUUUGUGGAGAGCAUCCAAAUCACGUCUGGUAACAUCUGUUAGAAAAGCUCCAACCAUUAAAGCUAGGAUGAGCUUGCAACCGAACAAUGUUUCUACAGCUGAAUGGCGUAAAUUUGUCAAAGAGAAGACCAGUCAGGCCUUUAAGGUUGUCAGCGACUCUUACAAAGAAAGAAGACAGAAUCAGAUUCCUCACACCUGCGGCCGUAAGGGAAUGGUGAGGCUGAGAGAAGAUUUGGUAAAGUCAAGCGAAGAUCCAUCAAAAGUGUCGAGGCUCCGAGUUUGGGUGAAAUCACGAACAAAGAAGGAUGGUACUCCUGUCAAUGUUAAUGCAGCUGAAAAGAUUAGAAAGGCAUCAGAGAUCGAACUUGAGGGUCAUGCCGAUUCAACGACAACAAAUCCAAAGAACGAUAUGCUAUCUCAGAUACUGGGACCUGAUCAACCUGGACGGUUGCGAGCGAUGGGCAGAGGCAUUAGCAUGACCAAAUUGAAUUGUUUACAGGUUAAGGACAACUAUAUCGCUGCAAUGGAACAAAAACAGGUCUCUCUGCAGGAACAGGUUAAUGAUUUACAGAAGGCCCUUCGCCGAAUGAAUAAUCAGGGUCCUGCAACUGAUGUCAGUGAAAACUCCUAUAACAAGAGUGUAAAUAAUACCAGAUCACUUCCCAAGUGUUAUCUGGUUGACUGGGCUUCUGUCGAUGAGAAAGUUGCUGAGGGACGGGUCGUUUCAGCUGAAGCUGAUGAGUUAGUUAAUGGGGUUCCUUUAGGGCCUCACGCUGUGAAGGUUUUGGUUGAAACUGCAAUAAAAGCAGACACUUUUUUAUGGCGACCUGCACAUAAUAUGUUUACUAUGGAGGAUGCAGUUGGCGAAAUGAUUGCAUGGCAUUCUGAUCACUGUAUUGUUGCAACAGCAGGUCUCAUUCCAGAAGACAAUGCUCCUACAGUUAAGUUUCUUCUCUCUCUGUUCCUAAGUAUGAUUUUCCUCUAUACCUGAGUAUGAUUCUGAGUCAUUUUUGUUCGAUGUCUUUGUUGUGUUUGGCAGAGCCCUUUCACAAGUUCAGUUAACAAAUGCAAGCUCAUGGACUAUAUACAGAAGGAGGAAGUGGUUGCUUUAGGCCGAUGGCAGACUAAAGAACCAAAAUCAUUGGUGAAUGGACUUCCUCUUGGUCCUAAUGCAGUAAAAGUGUUUGUCGAUGAGGUACUAAACCCAACGGCAUUCAUAUGGAGGCCUACUGUAGGAAAGACAAAUAUGGAGGAUUUUCUGAACUGUUAUGUAGCAUGGCCUGCAAAUUGCGUUGUGUUUGAGCCGGAUAUAACAGAUUCUCCACGUCGUCAACAAUCAGAUUCUAAAGCAGUGAGUUCAUCUUCUAAGAAUCAGAAGUCUCCAUUAACUCCACCAGCUCCUAAGAAACCAUUUACUCCUGCAUCUCCUCUUCGCAGAUCUGAGCGUAACAAAUUCAAGCCAAAUCAAAAAAUCCAGCUGCUGGAUCUGUCUGGAAACAAGGUGAUCGUCGCUGAAGGACGUUGGUCUUCGAGUAAUCCUGAGCAUCUUGUCCACUUUCAGCCUUUGGGGCUUGGUGCUUGUAGAGUCUUUGUGGAUGUUGUGAAGGUGAAAGAUGCAUCUGUGUGGAGGACUUCAUCUGAGAUUGAGUAUAUGGAAGAUGCACUUGGAAGCACUCUUGCUUGGCCAGAGGAUAAAAUUAUAACGGUUUGACAAAAGAGCAGAAGGAACCAUGCAACUAUUUAAGUUCUUGUUGACAUAAAUGACUUGGUGUUUGCUGUUUCAGAACAUGGCUUUUGUUUUUCAAUUACUCGGUGUUUCUCUUUUUUUCAUGUGUCGGAUGGAUUGAAAUGUUUGUAUGGUUUGAAUGAUUUACUUAAGUUAAGACUUUAUGUUAUUGUGUUUGAUCCA
Molecule: messenger RNA, 3000 nt
Organism: Brassica napus (rape)
Lineage: Eukaryota; Viridiplantae; Streptophyta; Magnoliopsida; Brassicales; Brassicaceae
Exons: 9
Coding region: 559-2082 (507 amino acids)
Source: RefSeq, a predicted model, not a curated record